GAAGUGGCUUUUCUCUGGGUGGGAGGCGGGGUUCUCCCGGCACGCCGCCGAGUGUGAGGUUGUAGUUGGGAAUCCUGCUGACAGGCUGAGUGGACUCGGGCGGGACCAGUGACUGUAGGUCUCCAAGGAGAGUCACCGAGGCUGCGGCCGUUUGUCCAGGAGGUGGUCAUUCAUCUGUCGAGUGCUGCAGAAGAGCGAGGGCCCCUCGGGGGUCCUGGAAUCCAGAGCCCAGGCAAGCGGGAUACCAGCCUGCGAAAACACCUUGGGCUGUCGCCGGCCUUUUCGAAACAGGGACCAUUCUGCUACUCUCUUACGGUGGCUCAGGUGACCGCUCCCAUGGCUUUUGCCCAUCGGCUGGACGCCCCUGAGCUUCCCGACUUCUCUAUGCUAAAGAGGCUGGCUCGGGACCAGCUCAUCUAUCUGCUAGAACAGCUUCCUGGAAAAAAGGAUUUGUUCAUUGAGGCAGAUCUCAUGAGCCCUUUGGAUCGAAUUGCCAACGUCUCUAUCCUAAAGCAACAUGAAGUGGACAAGCUGUACAAGGUGGAGAAUAAGCCUGCCCACAGUUCCAAUGAACAAUUGUGCUUCUUGGUCAGACCUCGAAUCAAGAAUAUGCGCUACAUUGCCAAUCUUGUCAAUGCUGACAAACUGGCUGGCCGAAUUAGAAAAUACAAAAUCAUCUUAAGUCCUCAGAAGUUUUAUGCAUGUGAGAUGGUGCUUGAGGAAGAGGGAGUCUAUGGAGGUGAGAGGAACCGAAUAUGUGAGCUGUGAUGAAUGGGCCUUUUCUCUGCUGCCUCUUGAUGUGGAUCUGCUCAGCAUGGAACUGCCAGAAUUUUUCAGGGAUUACUUCCUGGAAGGUGAUCAGCGUUGGAUCAACACUGUGGCUCAGGCCCUGCACCUUCUCAGUACUCUCUACGGGCCCUUUCCUAACUGCUAUGGCAUUGGCAGAUGUGCAAAGAUGUCAUAUGACCUGUGGAGGAAACUGGAGGAGGAAGAGGACAGUGAAACCAAAGGUCGGAGGCCGGAGAUUGGACAUAUCUUUUUCUUGGACAGAGAUGUGGACUUUGUGACAGCACUUUGCUCCCAAGUGGUUUAUGAGGGCUUGGUAGAUGACACCUUCCGAAUCAAGUGUGGAAGUGUUGACUUUGGCCCAGAAGUCACAUCCUCUGACAAGAGCCUGAAGGUGCUACUCAACGCUGAAGACAAGGUGUUCAAUGAGAUCCGCAACGAGCACUUCUCUAACGUCUUUGGCUUUUUGAGCCAGAAGGCCCGGAACUUGCAGGCCCAAUAUGACCGCCGGAGAGGCAUGGACAUAAAGCAGAUGAAGAAUUUCGUGUCCCAAGAGCUCAAGGGACUGAAACAGGAGCACCGCCUUCUGAGUCUCCAUAUUGGGGCUUGUGAAUCAAUCAUGAAGAAGAAAACCAAGCAGGACUUCCAGGAGCUAAUCAAGACUGAGCAUGCGCUGCUGGAGGGCUUCAACAUCCGAGAGAGCACUAGCUACAUCGAAGAGCACAUAGACCGGCAGGUGUCGCCCAUAGAGAGCCUACGCCUUAUGUGCCUUUUGUCCAUCACUGAGAAUGGCUUGAUCCCCAAGGAUUAUCGGUCCCUGAAAACACAGUAUCUGCAGAGCUAUGGCCCCGAGCACCUGCUAACCUUCUCCAACCUGCGGAGAGCCGGGCUUCUAACAGAGCAGGCUCCUGGGGACACCCUUACAGCAGUAGAGAAUAAAGUGAGCAAGCUGGUGACAGACAAGGCUGCAGGAAAAAUCACUGAUGCCUUCAGUUCUCUGGCCAAGAGGAGCAAUUUUCGUGCCAUCAGCAAAAAGCUGAAUUUGAUCCCACGUGUAGAUGGGGAAUAUGACCUGAAAGUGCCCCGAGACAUGGCUUAUGUCUUCAGUGGUGCCUAUGUGCCUCUGAGCUGCAGAAUCAUUGAGCAGGUGCUGGACCGGCGGAGUUGGCAGGGCCUUGAUGAAGUAGUACGGCUGCUAAACUGCAGUGAGUUUGCAUUCACAGACAUGGCUAAGGACGACAAGGCUUCCAGUGAGUCACUGCGCCUCAUCUUGGUGGUGUUCUUGGGGGGCUGCACGUUCUCAGAGAUAUCAGCCCUGCGCUUCCUGGGAAGAGAGAAAGGGUACAGAUUUAUUUUUCUGACAACUGCUGUUACAAACAGUGCUCGCCUCAUGGAAGCCAUGAGUGAGGUGAAAUCCUGAUGUUUUCCUGGCCGGUGCUUAAGUAAUUCCUGAUUUUGGAUCCCAAUGAGAUGCUGGUGUUUGGCAUCCACCUUCUACGAUUCCUGCCCCCCCUCCCCACUCCCGCUCCCAGCUAUACUUACUACUCAGAGCUGGGGACUUUGGAACUAAUUUUGUGGAGAGAAUUCGUUUCCUAUCCCCCAGGAUACUCCUCUUAUAAAUUGUAUAUAGUUCAUGCUGCUAAGGUCUGAGGGAGAGGGAGUUUUUGCUAAAUCCUGAUUGAAUAUUAUUGUAAAUAAAGCCUCUCUCUCUCUC
Molecule: messenger RNA, 2500 nt
Organism: Mastomys coucha (southern multimammate mouse)
Lineage: Eukaryota; Metazoa; Chordata; Mammalia; Rodentia; Muridae
Gene: Vps33b
Product: VPS33B late endosome and lysosome associated
Exons: 23
Coding region: 698-2206 (502 amino acids)
Biological process (GO): intracellular protein transport; vesicle-mediated transport
Cellular component (GO): CORVET complex; lysosome
Source: RefSeq, a predicted model, not a curated record